This is a messenger RNA of Maudiozyma saulgeensis, 972 nucleotides long. Lineage: Eukaryota; Fungi; Ascomycota; Saccharomycetes; Saccharomycetales; Saccharomycetaceae. The record is from the annotation of a GenBank genome assembly.
AUGGCACCAAAUCAAAUCCCUUACCAAGUAAAAUUGAAAACAUGUCUGAGAAUGUGUAUACAAUAUCUGAGGUAUGCUCAGGAUAAACAACAGGCUCUGGCCAAACAAUAUAGAAGAGAUGUGGCACAGUUAUUAAUGAGUAAUAAAGAACAAAAGGCCCAUUAUCGUGUUGAAUCACUGAUCAAUGAUGACAUUCAUGUUGAACUUCUGGAAAUACUGGAAUUAUACUGUGAGCUAUUGUUGGCAAGAGUAUCGAUACUGACUAGUAUUCAAGAUGAGGUUGAUCUUUUAACGAAUCAUAUAGAAGACGGUAUAAAUGAAGCAGUAAGGGCAUUAGUUUAUGCCUCACUCCAUGCUAGUGAAGUUAAAGAGUUGGGUCAAUUACGUGACUUAUUAACUUAUAAAUUUGGGCAAGAUUUUUUGAAAGUCAUUUUGGAGGAAAAAGUCGGUGUUCCUGAUAAAGUUCUAAAGAAAUGUUCACCAAACCUUCCACAAGAUGAUCUUGUAAUGCUCUAUUUGAAGGAAAUUGCUCGCACAUAUGAUGCGCCAUAUAGUCAAUUAUCUGAUGAGGAGGAGGAAGAGGAGGAAGAGAGGGACGUUGAGACUUCUGAUGAGGAAGAGGAAGAAGGUGAGGAUAAAAGUGAAGGAGAUGAUGUUCAUUCAGAUGACAAAAAUGGGAACAAUAGCAAGACUUCCCCAAAGAAAAAAAAGAUUACAUCCAAGAAGGAUGAUGAUAAAAAGGCUAUUGUUGCAGUAGAUAAUGAUGUGGCACUAGAUGAAGACGACGAGCACACUCCUAUAACUGUGCGUAAACCCAGACAAAAUAGUGAGACUAUGAAAAAGGAUCUAGUGAUUCCGAAAGAAAUAAAGAAGGAUAUUAAAAUUGUUCAUCAAAAGAAAAAAUUGGAUAAUAAAAAUGAGGAUACGGAGCUCGAGGAUCUUAAGAAGAGAUUUGCUGCCCUGCGUAGAUAG